AUGCCACAAGAAAUAGACAGUAGUUGGGCAGGCGUUUAGUCUCCACCUACCGAUACUGACCUCCAUACCCACUUCCACAGGACAAUGAUAAGAUUAAAGAAGAGAUGUGUUUUUGCUUUGCCAAGGUAGAGCAAGAGAGAGAGAGUAGCCAACCAACUCCAAUAAUACAGCAGACUAGGGAGGGAUAAACAAUUAACAAGCCUUCCCCUUCCCUUCCCUUCCCUUUGGAAUCGAAGCAGCUCGAUCAACAAGCAGCUGCAGCUUCCUUCCCUUUGGAAUUGAAGCAGCUCGAUCAACAAGCAGCUGCAGCUGCUCCUGCUCCUAGGAGCAAAAGCUACCACCAACAAGCAAGUAACCUGGCCAUUUCCAUGGAUGAUGGGCAGAGCAAGACGGCGGACCUGGACCCGGUGCUGCACUCCAUCGGCUUCCAGAUCGAGGAGCUGUCGCCGUCGCAGCUCACCGGCCGACUCCCCGUCACCGCCAAGUGCUGCCAGCCCUUCAAGGUGCUCCACGGCGGCGUGUCGGCGCUGGUGGCCGAGGGCCUGGCCAGCAUGGGCGCGCACAUGGCCUCGGGCUACCGCCGCGUCGCCGGCGUCAGCCUCAGCAUCAACCACUUCCGCAGCGCCGCCGUCGGAGACGUCGUGCUCGUCCGCGCCGCCCCAGUCCACGUCGGCCGCUCAACCCAGGUGUGGGAGGUGAAGCUGUGGAAGCAGGAUCCAUCGACGCAGGGGAAGGGGCCUCAGAUCUCGGAGUCGCGGGUGACGCUGCUCUGCAACCUGCCGGUGCCGGACAACCUCAAGCACGCCGGCGACGCUCUCAAGAAGUACGCUCAAGCUGCCGACGCCGCCGCCGCCAAAACCACCACCACCAGCAGAUUGUAGAUAUACUCCGCUACUACUUGUGUUUUCGUUCCAAUCACUACUGGCAUAGCAUAUAUGCAUAUAUGUACAUCAUCUCUUCCUUUUCUUUUCGUUUCUUUUCUGCAUAUAUGAUAUGAUACUCCAGGACAGUGAUACAAUAACGUAAACGUACCAUGUUGUUCAUCAGCAUGGAGAAGUAGACUGUACCAUGUGUGUUCUUUGCUUUUCUAUGUAUAUAUCCACUUGAAUUGGGCGU
This is a messenger RNA of Phragmites australis (common reed), 1116 nucleotides long. Its product is annotated as 1,4-dihydroxy-2-naphthoyl-CoA thioesterase 1-like. Gene Ontology annotation, cellular component: peroxisome. Gene Ontology annotation, molecular function: 1,4-dihydroxy-2-naphthoyl-CoA thioesterase activity. The record is from RefSeq and is a predicted model, not a curated record. The transcript has 3 exons. The coding region runs from base 369 to 881 and encodes 170 amino acids. NCBI's taxonomy places the organism in Eukaryota, Viridiplantae, Streptophyta, Magnoliopsida, Poales, Poaceae. Gene Ontology annotation, biological process: phylloquinone biosynthetic process.